Molecule: messenger RNA, 6833 nt
Organism: Doryrhamphus excisus (bluestripe pipefish)
Lineage: Eukaryota; Metazoa; Chordata; Actinopteri; Syngnathiformes; Syngnathidae
Source: RefSeq, a predicted model, not a curated record
CUCUCCACUUGAUCCAGCUCCCCGAUGCGCACACACACGCAACAUCAUUGGAUUCUUUUGCAGGGACACAACUUGGUUCCUUCCUGGAGGAUCUUUUACGCACGGCGCUUGCGGGGACAAUGAAGAUGCGGAUGAGAUGAGGCUUACGCGGUUUUUUCGCAUCCAGCCUCUCCUCCUCGUUUCCCGAUGAGGGGACCAAAGAGGACAUCAACGAGGCUGCCUGAUGUUCGAUUCUUUGCCUGAAGCUCGCAAAGGUGGAGCGAUCGGAGCUGGGCUCAUGACGGGACCAUUAAUCCUUUCAGUGCACCGCAGCGCUUUGGAGACGUUUGGAUGGACAUCAACACCAAGCGUGUGUCUUCUCCUGGAACUGUUUCUGGUCUUGUAUGAAAGCGGAGAUUAGUUGGUCUUCCUUCCAGGACUGCAUUGAGGAGAUUUUUUUUUCAAAAAAGUACUCCCACAUCUAAAUGGAAUUAGUUGAGUCUGCAGCCGUUUGUGAAAGGAACAGACAUGGUACAUGGACACAGCUUCCAUUACGUUGUUGCAGGUCUUCUCCUACUUGGCUUGUCUGGUGCAACAAAGAAAGAGACAGCAGUGAAAAACAAUUCCGGGGUGAAGCCAGCCGGGCAGUGUGGAACAUGGGUGAAAGAACCAGAAGGCGGCCUUUUUACGUCUCCCAAUUACCCCAACAAAUACCCCCCCGAUACAGAGUGCGUUUACAUCCUUGAAGCGCCCCCCAGGCAGUGCAUCGAGCUCCACUUCGAGGAGCAGUACUCCAUCGAGUCCUCUUGGGAAUGUAAAUUUGACAACAUCGAGGUUCGGGAUGGACCUUUCGGCUUCUCUCCGAUGCUGGGACGCUACUGCGGUCAGCAAAGCCCGCCGGAUAUCAGAAGUAGCGGGCGGUACUUGUGGAUAAAAUUUGUAACGGACGGCGAACUGGAGGCGGUGGGAUUUUCGGCGAGCUACAACUUCACCGCGGAUCCGGACUUUACCGACUUAGGAGUACCUCCGCCUCUUCCCUCGUGUCAGUACGACAUGGUCGGUCCAGAAGGUAUUGUGGAGUCGCAUCAGAUCACCAGAGACGGCAAGGCGGGCGCCAACGAGGCCGUGGACUGUAAAUGGUACAUCCGGGCGCCGCCGCGCUCCAAGAUCUACCUGCGUUUCCUUGACUACGAAAUGGCCAACUCCAACGAGUGCAAGCGCAACUUUGUGGCGGUGUACGAUGGCGGCAGUUCGGUGGAGGACCUGAAGAGUAAGUUCUGCUCCACGGUGGCCAAUGACCUCAUGCUGGUGUCCACGCUGGGCGUCAUCCGGAUGUGGGCGGAUGAAGCCAGUCGGAAAAGUCGCUUCCGCAUCCUUUUCACCACCUACCAAGAACCUCCUUGUGAUCCAGAUGCCUUCUUCUGUCACAGUAACAUGUGCAUAAACAACACGCUGGUGUGCAACGGCAUGCAGAACUGCGUGUACCCCUGGGAUGAGAACCAGUGCAAAGAGAAGAGAAAAGCCAACAUCCUGGACAACCUGAACAACACCAACGGGACCAUCAUCGGCGUCACCUGUUGCAUCGUCCUCCUCCUCCUCAUCAUCUCAGUCAUCGUCCAAAUCAAGCAGCCUCGCAAAAAGUACAUCCUGCGGCGUGAGGACUUUGACCCCACCAUGUUUCAAGAAGUCUUCGAGCCGCCCCACUACGAGCUGUGCGCUUUACGCGGCGCCACCACCGCCACCGCCACCGCCGCCGCCUCAGCAGACCUGGUGGACCUAGCAGAAGACUUUGAGAACUACCACACCCUCCGCCGUGCCUCCUCACGCUGCAUCCACGACCACCACUGUGGCUCGUCCUCCAACCCGGGCUCCGCCCACAUAUCCCAGCUGUCCCUCAGCGGGCGAGGGAGCCGCGGCAACCUGUGCGCACGCGACGCGGCCGCGGCAGCCAGCCUGCUGGCGGACCUCCCGCAGCCUCCCAUGUCCGUGCGGCCGCUGCUGCCGUCGGCGGGGAACCGCAGGAGCAUCUUGGUCAUGAAGCACAGCUACUCGCAAGAAGGAGCCGACAACGGAUGCGACCUGGACGACGACCUGGAUGAAGUUCCAACCACCAGCCAUCGGCUUUCACGCCACGAAAAGGCAGUGCAGCGGUUCUGCCUCAUUGGCUCUUUGAGCAAACACGAAUCAGAGUACAACACGACUAGAGUCUAAGAGACAAUCUCAAGGUAAGCCCCCCCUUCAUCCUAAUAUCCACUUAUCCAUUUCUUGUGUCGUCGCCGUUUGCACACUUUUUUGUCCUUUUUAUGUUCGGGUGUAUUUAUUUUCACCAGGAUGAGUCUCUCUUGCUUGCAGCCAUCUUGGCCUUUUUAGUGACGUUUUUUUUUUUAUGGCUCACAUUACUGCAUGUGUGCUGCUUUUCUGUGAACUGUAAAUUCUUUGAUCUGCAUGGACUCUCUGGAAUAUUUUUUCAGAAUUUUUUUUUUACAAAUUGAGAGGACAUAUUUGGGGUUUUAUGCUGGAUAGAGUGCCCGUUUAAAGUUUGGACACCUUUUCUCACAACAUUGAAUGACAAGUAGCAGCAGUGGCGUCAUUAGGCUUUUUUUAGAGGGAUUUCAGCCCCCCGAAAAUGUUCUUAAGACCCCCUAAAAAAUUUGAUAUUUUUUAAUAAUAAUUUUAAUUUUUUUAAUGGAAUUUUUUUUUACAAAAAAAGCAGGCUAACAAGCAAGCCAAUACGCAAGCUAAUACUAAUACUAGAAAAAUAAUGAUGAUAGUAAUAAUAAAUAUUUAGGGGGAUUUCAGUCCCCCUAAAAUGUUCUUAAGCCCCCCUAAAAAUGUGAUAUUUUUUAAUAAUAAUUUUAAUUUUUUUAUGGAUUUUUUUUUUACAAAAAAAAUUCUGACAAAUUUUAUAUAAUAGGGCAAAAGCAGGCUAAUAAGCAAGCCAAUAAGAAGGCUAAUACUAGCCUACUACUACUACUGGUAGUAGUAGUAGUAGUAGUAAUCAGAUGAAGAAUAAUGAUGAUAGUAAUAAUAAAUAUUUAUAUUUAUAAAAAUAAUAAAAAAUAAUAAAUAAAAAAAAUAAAAUGUUCUUAAGCCCCCCUAAAAAUUUGAUAUUUUUUAAUUAUUUUUAUUUUUGUAUGGAUUUUUUUUUAUUGUGACAAAUUUUAUAUAAUAGGGCAAAAGCAGGCUAAUAAGCAAGCCAAUAAGCAGGCUAAUACUAGCCUACUACUAGUAGUAGUAGUAAUAGUAAUAAUCAGAAGAAGAAGAAUGAUGCUUGCGUGUACUUGUGUACAUUUAAUGGUGGCCUAAAACAAUUGAGUAUCUCUACAAAAUCUGUCCAAAAGUGGGAAUGUUAUAUCCCGGUUCUUGUUCCUUAUAUUUUUGGGAUUUUUUAUAUAUUUUUUUAAUGUCUACUACAUUCAUUGAUAUCCUGUGCAUCUCCAGGGGGUCUGGAGAGGGGGUCUCCCUGUCCUCAGAACCUAGUGACGCCCCUGAUUAGCAGCAAAACUUUUGACGGGUACUUUACAUACAGAUAAUCACAAAAUGAUACAAAACGUGGCCAUGUUUUGAGUGAAAAUGAUUUAUUCUGUGAUCUUUUAUUCUAUGCUUAAAAUGGCUAUGGCCACGGAAUGAACUAUUUUGCUGUUUUGCAUGUUUUUUUUGUUGUUGUUGUUUACUUUGUGCGUGUAAUGUUACUCGUGUGUAUGCUGCAAGUGCACAAUAAGGAUUUGACACACGCACGGACAUUUCAUUAGGUACACCUGCACAAUCUAAUCUGAUGAGAUCCAAUCCAAAAGCUGCAUAUUGAACCAAAUAUAAGACGAACCCCCUGAAUUUGAGUAAACAUCACCACUUACUUUGACUCUGCCUCAAGCUGUUCGGCGCCACCUGCUGGUUUGCAUGCAAAUUAAACCCUCAUUUAUUGCGCUUCAUCAGUGUCUGACCCAAUAGUGAUAAGUGAAUUAAAGUUGGAUUCCUUAUUAAUAAAUGGAAGAUUUUCAUAGAACAAACAUAUGGCAUUUAAUAUUAUUAGAGCCCUCUAGACAUGAAAUAACACCCCUAUAGUCAAUGUUACACUUGUAUUACCCAAUAUAGUAAGAGAUAGAUGUUAUUCUUGAAAUAUGGAGGCCAAAAUAUUUAAAAAAUUGGUUAUAUUUGCAUAUUUUUUGGGACAACAAAUGAGCCAUAAUCACACAUGCAGCCAUUUUUUUUUAGAUGAAAAUGGGAUUCUAGACACCGUCCAAUCAGGUUACAGAGCCUUCCAUGUCACCUGGUGUGCACUGUUAAUGACUGAUUCCGGUGGUUCAGCCAUUUUAGUUCUUUUAGACAGUGGACCAUACCAUUCCUUUAAACAGGGGUGUCAGGGGUGAUGUCCUUGAGUGGUUUAGAUUCUAUGUCAGGGUUUUUUUUUCCCCAUAUAGUCAAUGCAAUAUGCAUUUUGUAGUUUGCAGAGGCUAAAAGUGGUGUUGCUAAUAUUUUGCCCCCCCCCCUGCCCCCCUCAUCUUGCUAAAUAAAGGUAGCAUUCAUUGCACACGGUAUCAGUUUGGACUAGAUUGUGCAGAAUCAUGACGAAUAGAAGUGUUGGUUUACAUCAUAUAUGAAGCUAGCAUGAACACAAUGCUAUGUCCAAUAUAUUGUGUGUAUGUAUGUGUGUGUUUGUGUGUGUAUGUGUGUGUUCUACAUUGUGUGGCAUUGUCUCCAUCAUGUAGACUUCUUGAGAGUAUAUUGCGGUCCCCCGGGGUGACAUCACUGACAUGUGACAACACCAGCAUGACGCUGAGGGCCGGAAGGGACACUGAUGAAAGCAAAUCAUGUGACGGCGUGCAAAGACGAGCACAAACGAGGACUCUAGAUGACAAUACGCCGUGUUGUCACGCUUUGAGGGAAGUUUCCGAUCACUCGGCUCCCCCCCGGAAUCCCAUCCCAAACACUUUUGUUUUUGUCUUCAUUGAAACUAAUAGACCUCCCAUAUCUUCUAAAUUUAGAAUGUUAUUUCUUUAAAGGGGCCCUAUCCUACGUUUCCAGUUUGGGUACUGUAGUACUUUUGGGGUUUUAGCAUGAGGUUGAAGUUUUUUAGCUUAUCUUUUUCAGAUUUUACCUUGUUUUUCUUUCCUAAAUGAAGUAUAAUCGGGUAUAAAAUGGCUAAAUGAACAUGAUACAAAUACAGUAAUCCUUCGCCACUUUGUGCUUUAAAUUUAGUGGUGUCACUCUAUCACAUUUUUCCAAAAAUAUGGCCUAUUAAUCCCAAAUUUGUUGUAUUUUCAAGCAUUAAAUAUAUGUAAUAUAGUAAUUACAUUGAUGAAAAAAUAUCCCAGAAACCGCAAGUACAAAAGUACUCUCCCAAUGCUAAUGUGGCUUUAUAUUAUGUAUUAUAUCUUAUUUUCUUAAAUAGGACUCUAUGGGUGACUAUAGGGGUGUUAUUUCAUGUCUAGGGGUCUCUAAUCAUGUUUAAAAAGCAUAUUUAGAAGGUCGUAAUGCUCUAACUUCCACAAUGUUCCAUUCAUAAAUAAGGAAUCCUACUUUACGGAAAUUCACUUAUCAUAAUCAGAUCUGGAAACAAUGAACUGACCGGGACCCCUUGAGCAAUCGCAACAGAGAUGGUCAGAAAGGAGGCGGCAGAUUACCCUUCAAGAUGACAAUAUAGUCACUAUAGCGUCCCACAAGAAUUUAUUUUAAAAAUAAGGGGUCGGGAUAGGGCCCCUUUAACCGUCCCAGGAAGCGCUAUUUCACAAUAAAAGCAUGCCUUAUCCCAAAUGAAUAGAUGUUCUUUUCUUAUUGCCAAUUGGAAUCUUACUAACACGUCCAUGUAACAUUGUUAGGCCCAAGACCAAUCCAAGGCCAAGCUUGUGCAUGCCGCUUUAAAUUUCUUCGAUAUAACAUUAAGCUAUCAGACCCCCCCACCCCCCCUUGUACUAAUCAAUACAUGAUACCAAACUGAUUCAUUGCAUGAUCGUAGCUGAAUUAGUUCAAUACGACGACUCGAUACAUUUUAAACCCAAAAGUCCUUGAUUUGGGUUUUUGUCAUGAUUUGCUAACAAUCACCACAGCGUAUUAUCUUUGUAUCAAACCGGAAUUUUCUACUCGGGCAAAAGGAAAUGUUUUUUAAAGUUAUUCCAACGAUCCUUCAGGGCUGGUUUUAUUGAUGCUUUGUAACAAUAUUAAUAUGAAAUAACAAUAAAGCACCUUUUUUUUGUUGUUGUUUUGUUGAACUGUUUGUCCUAAAUGUGUCACACACACGAACACACACGAACACACACACGCCUCCCGUGUCUCGCCGUCAUCAGUAGUUGUUGAAUGUUUGUGUUUUUUGUUUGCUUUGUGGAAAAUAUGUAUUUACUGCUGAGCAAACAUACACUACCAGUCAAAAGUUUGGAGACACUUUCCCAUACAAAAACAUGAGAAAGUGUCUCCAAACUUUUGACUGGUUGGGUACACACACUUAAAAGAAUGUUCUCAGGUAUUUAAUAUUUAAUGUUGAGAUAUUUUCUCUCUCUUACGUUUAUUGUAACCGAUACCUCAGUGUGUUUUAUUUACAAGACAUGGCAUCUGUAAAGCUGCAAGAUGACUGAAUAGUGUUCAGGGGGAAAAAAAGGCAACCAAAUCGGACCUUUGGGUGUCCAAAGUGCAGCCUGGGGACUGUUUGCAGACUUUUUUUGUAAUAAGAAAAAAUAAAAUGAAUGGUAAGUAAAUGUUUAAAAAAAAUAUAUAAUUUUUUUUUAAAUUAUAUAAAUUAUAAAAUUAUAUAAAUUAUAACAUAUAUACAUUAUAUAAAAAAUCAUAUAGAAAUGUGUGAUAUAUUUAAUAUACUAAAUGUACCAUGUCAAUAACAUAUUGACAUAAUGCAAUUAUAGUCAAUA